Gavialis gangeticus (Gharial) is the source of this 7434-nucleotide messenger RNA. RefSeq names its product caspase 8 associated protein 2 (gene CASP8AP2). Gene Ontology annotation, molecular function: transcription corepressor activity. The record is from RefSeq and is a predicted model, not a curated record. Lineage: Eukaryota; Metazoa; Chordata; Crocodylia; Gavialidae. Gene Ontology annotation, biological process: Fas signaling pathway; extrinsic apoptotic signaling pathway via death domain receptors. Gene Ontology annotation, cellular component: mitochondrion; PML body. The transcript is spliced from 9 exons. Bases 230 to 6001 code for a protein of 1923 amino acids.
CACUUGUAUGGGGCAUUUAUCAGCCAUAUCAGCCCGAUUUUCAGUACAGUCAGUUUUCUUUAUAUUGGUGCUAAUCCAAUAUCGGACCGAUGUAUCAACACAUGUCUAAAGCAAGUGAUGCUUCAAGAUGCCUUUAGCUCAUGAUACUGUUUUGAAAUUGUCUUGUAACCUGUUUUGCUUUUCAUUUUUUUUACACUUGCAGAUGGAGAAGCCAUAGGGAAACGGUAUCAUGGCAACAGAUUAUGAUAAUGGACUAGGACUACUUGAUAACCUUUAUGAUGAUUCCCCUUUUAGGGACGAAGAUGAGAGUUCCGUGGAUAUUUAUGAUGGGUUGGACAAUACUUCAGCUGUUCCUGAUAAUCCUAUUCAACUGUCUUCACCAAACAAAAACUGUUUAAACUUGUUUGAUGAGAUCCUGAUUGAAGAAGGAACUGCGAAGGAAGCAUCUUAUAAUGAUUUGCAGGCAGAGUAUGGAAAAUGUCAAGAGCAGAUUAAAGAGUUGAUGAAGAAGUUUAAGGAAAUACAGACACAGAACAGCGUUCUACAAAAUGAAAAUCAGGCCCUUAAAAAGAAUAUUUCAGCACUUAUCAAAACAGCCAGAGUGGAAAUUAAUCGCAAGGAUGAGGAAAUCAGUAAUCUUCACCAAAGGCUUUCAGAAUUUCCAAAUCAUCGAAGUAACUACACGAGAACAUACCUUCCAGGAUCUACUAAUGGAAGGUGCUCAGACACGUAUAAAUCAAAAGAUUCUAAUUUCAGAGCUGCUUCAGUUGAUAAUACAAGGUCAGAUCAUAAACUGAAAAAUGACUCUUCUAAAGAUGCACAUCACAAUUGUUCACCUCACAAUUCAGAGAAUGAAAAACUAUAUUCAGAAAAAAGAACUACACCAUAUUUACUCAGAUAUCCUUCAGAUGAACAUUGCAGUGAUGGUGCCCGUACACAUCCCCCAAACUCUGAACACUGUUCUGACAAGGAUAGUACAUGGGGAAGAAAGGAAGUGAAAAAUGGUGAACAGUAUAGCAGGGGAAAUGACAACAGAUACAAAAGAGAUGCAUACCAGAACACUAGUAAUGGUACAGAUAGUGAACAAGGGAAUGCAGAGUCUCAUUGGAAGUUGCAAAUGCUUUCAGAAAAAUCAGAUAAAAAUGAGCUGCAGCAAGAAAGUAAGAGCACAAAGCUCAAAUCUAGUCCAGCCACAGAAAACCGAACAGAUAGGUAUACUACUUCUUGGGAGAAACAAGCCACCCCUAAAGAGAGAUCUCAAACAAGAGUUGAAUCUCAUGGUGAUAUAAGAAGUGAAAGGUCACAAAAUAUGACUAGAAAGGACCUUAAAACGUAUGAUAAAGAUGAAAAAAUCUUUGGACAGAAAAGUAAGUCAGCUGAAAAGCAAAAAGAACCACCAAGGAAGUUUGCUCGAGGCAAUAGUCCACACUCAAGGAGUGAAACUUCAAGGAGUUCGCACAAAUCAAGUAAAUGCCACACGGAAGACUGUAAAAGAGGAAGGGAGACAGAUUGCAAGAGAGAGAGGGGAGCAAGUGAUCAUAAUUCUCGAGAAGGAAGAUCCCCACUUUCUACUUCCAGCAGCAGGGAACACAAAUACUCACACUCCAAGGAAAGUAGCCGGAGACAUGAAUGGGAAACGCAUUCAAAAUCUGAGAGACAUCGUACUGAAGAGAGAAGAAAAAGGGAGAAAGAAAGUCAGGAAGAAGGCAGACAUUCUAGAAGUGAAAGAAAAGUAACAAAAGAGGUUUCACAUGAGCCGUUAAAAGAAUACAAGAAAGCUACAGAUGCUACAAGAAAUGAGAGAAACAAAUUGCCUAGACCAGAAGAAAUGUCCAAAGUUGCAGAUGGCUUAAAAGAGCAAAUAGAUGCAAGUAAAGAGAAUCAAACUGAGAGAAAAAACAAAGACCUAAAGCUGAGUUUUAUGGAAAAGCUCAACUUAACUCUUUCUCCUGCUAAAAAACAGUGUCUCUGUCAAACAGACACACUUGAAACAGAUUCCAAAAAGGUCAGCGAUGAAUGUAGUACAGAGACACCAGUACAAGCAGAAAAUCCUCUAUUUGUCCAGUCUAGUAGUGUUGAUUCAACAGAGCAGACCAAGUCAUCAUUACAGGCUCCAGACAAUACAGUUCUAACAAAUUUGGAACCAGUGGCACCUGUUUCUGAGUUCAGAGAGAAGAUUGAAAUUGAGACUUUAACAGAAACCCUGGAAGUGGCAGAAUCUGAGGCUUUGGCAGAAACUGUGGAGGGGACUGAGUCUGAAUUACCUGUUGGUGAUACAGUGACCUUGCCUGAGUCUGGAAUAAAGAUGGAGGAGACGGAUAAAAUGUGCACAGCUCCUGAUUUAGAGAUCUGUGUAGAUCAAAAUCAACCUGAGAACAUUCCUUUGGAUGAGUUGGAGACCAUAACCUCUGAUAAUAUGGAGUCUCUCAGUGUUGCAGAGAAUAGAGAAAUGAAAUCAGACUCAUUAAUGGAGGUCAUGAAUGUGAGUGAACAUUUGUCUGGUGAAAGUUUUGCGUGUCCUGCUGAGGAAGACAGCAUCUCAAAAUCUGUACAGUACAAGAAUGAUAUAAAUAAAUCUGAGCCAUUUGAUGGUGAUGUUCCAGUAAUUGACCAAAAUACUUGUAACCUGGACCCAAAUUUAUCUGAAACAGAUAUAGGUGUAGUUGCAUCUUCUGUUGGUGAGGAGAUGGAUCCUAAAAUUCAAGAAAGAGAAAUCAAUCCAGUUUCUGCUGAAGAUGAGAGUUCAAUACUGAGCAUUGAUCUCAAUCACCUGAGGUAUAUUCCAAAGGCAAUCAGCCCACUGAGCAGUCCUAUGCGACCCUUGGCUAAAGCACUUAAGAUGGAAAGUCCUUGCAAAGGACUUGUGAAAAGCUGUAAUAAAGAUUUAAUUGUUGAAAAUGCAGUUGUCUGUCCCUCAAAGAACCUGUCAAAUGAGGUGAACAAAGAAAAUCAAAAGCCAGUUUCUACACCUGAUGAACACUUGGAGAUGGAGUCCCAGCUGAGCACAUCCUCCGAUGAGCUAGAAGAAGGGGAAAUUGUAAGUGAGGAUGAAAAACCUACACCAGCUAGAAACUGCGAAAAUAGUAAGAAAUCAAGAGCAAGAGCUUCUCCUGAAACACAUAAUUUGACCAGCAGUCCGUGUAACCAAAUGAAUAAAACUGCAUGUUGUAAUGACGAUAAUGGAAAAUUAGUUUCUGAAAAAGACAGCUUUAAAAAAAGUAGGGAAAAAUAUAAAAUCAGGACCAAAUCCUCAAAGGAAAUGAAAAAAAAUAAAACCGUGAGCAUUACGUGCCUUGAGAAAAUAGUUCAAGUUAUUGUUGAACCCUCUACAGUACAAGAAAUUAUGCAGAUGUUGCGGGCUAUACGAAAACAGAUAAGGAAAAAUUAUAUGAAGUUCAAGGUACAUUUCCCAGUUCAGCACUUUCACAGAAUUAUAGAAUCAGCCAUUUUGAAUUUUACAUCACUGAUAAAGUACCUGAACUUUUCCAAGAUGUCAAAAUUAGGCGAUACUUUAAAACUGAAUCUGUGUGACACUAUAGAAUCCAAACUUAAGCAAGUUAAAAAGAAUGCAACAGUAGAUCGCCUCUUUGAACAAAACCUGUCAGAUAUGAAAAAACAGUUAUGGAAAUUUGUGGAUGAACAACUUGAUUACUUAUUUGAAAAGAUAAGGAGGAUUAUAGUAAAGCUUUGUGAUGCAGUAAGUGUAGGAAGUGAGAGUGAUGAAGGAAAGCUUGAAAUAGUAACUAAACAAAAACAUAAAAUAUGUUAUAAAGUGGAUUUACAGAAGUCCAAGAAAAAGGUCCUAAAAGCCAGAUCUCAGAAGCCUGAAGGCUAUGUCCUUUCUAAACGAAGUUAUCAAUCAUCUAAGUCUCAUGAUGACAAAAAUAAAGUAGAUGCACCAAAAAGUGCAGUUACAAAAUAUUUUAAUGCCAUUGAUAAUACAAGGAUCUCCCAAACCAAAGUGCAGCCUCCGAAGGAAAAUGGCUUGCAAGGUACUCUAACUCCAUUCAAAGGCACGAUAUUUGAAAAGGAAGGCUUACAGAUAGCCAGAGAUGCUAACAAGUCUGAUUUUAGUUUUGAGCUUCUCACAGAACAACAGACAUCUAGCCUUACAUUUAAUCUGGUGAGUGAUGCUCAAAUGGGUGAGAUAUUCAAAAGUCUGUUGCAAGGCUCUGAUCUUUUGGAAAAAAACAUUACCAAUAUUGAUAGAAAUCAAUGGGAGUUUCGGACACCAGAGAAACGGAUUCUAGAAAGUCAUAAAUACAGAAAUAAUCCUGUUCCUGUUAUAGAAGAAGUGCUUCCAAAGGAGGUCUGUAUGGAACCUCGACCUGUAGAAGACAUUAGUUGGCCUGUGGUUUCACCUGUAAGAGUCUCAUCUUUAUCAUCUAGACUUCAAAUCCCAGUUGAUCCAGAUAUUCUGGAUGAAAGCUGUAUGUUUGAGGUUCCCACAAAUGCAACUUCAGGCAAAGAUGAGGAAUGCAAUUUACAAAAGAAUAAGUCGGUUGUUUCCUCUAUCCUCCUUGAAGAUCUAGCAGUUUCUUUAACUAUUCCAUCACCUUUGAAAUCGGAUGCUCACCUUAGCUUUCUGAAACCUGAAAAUGUAUCCAACUCUACUCCUGAAGGAGUUCUUAGUGCACAUUAUAGUGAAGAUGCUCUUCUUGAGGAGGAAGAUGCCACUGAACAAGACAUUCAUUUGGCUUUAGAAUCUGAUAACUCAAGUAGUAGAUCAAGUUGUUCUUCUUCAUGGACAGGUCGGCCUGCUGCUCCCGGCUUUCACUGUCACCCCAGCCUGCCAAUGCAAGCAGUAAUAAUGGAGAAAUCCAAUGAUCAUUUCAUUGUUAAGAUAAGGCGUGCAGUGCCGUCUACAUCGCAAAUCCUUGAACAGACUACUCAAACAGAGGAGUCUCCGGCAACCUUAACAAAGAAUGGAAAGGAACUAAUUGAAUCUGCCAAAAUGAAAAUAGAUCAGAGUAUCGUACGUUCAACUGUCAAGGAAACAAUAGCACCUAGGAUACGUCUGAAUAACACCGAUGAGCUUCAUAAUGUCAACAUUGGACAAGAACAGAGUCCUGCUUUGCUUGAGCCUUUUAAGAAGCCAUGUAAUGCUAUUGGAAAAGAAGAAAUUCCUGACUUACUUAAAUCCGUUAGUGAGCCAUCAAACAAAAAUAGCUGUAGAAAUGAAAAUGUAAGGGAAGACAGUAAGCUGCCUCAGCUUGAUGAACUGAAAGUGCUUGAAAGCACAAGUGAAAUAACUAUUAGAUCAGAAGUUGCUCUUCCCUUGGAAGGUGGUGUUGAUACACACAUGUGCUUGACAGAAGAUACUGGCAAUGAAAAUGAAUCAGAUUCAUGUAAUCUUUCUUUGGAAUCCACUUUAAAUCAUAAAAAUCCAGAAACUCAUGCAAGAAGCUCAAGUCUAGGUGAUAAAGAACAUUCGGAGUGCAAUAUUAAUACAUGCAUAGAUUUAACAGAAGACCUUUCCAGUGAGACCAUAGCAAACAAGUGCAAUCCUGAAACAAAAUCCACUUCAAAGGUCAAUGAGCUGGGAUAUCACACAAGCCUUAAUGAUAAAGCUAGCAAAAAAAGGAAGAGGGAGUCUUUAGCAGACAGUUCCAACUCAAAGAAACAAAGAAAAGAAACCGAAUCUUCCAGUGAAGGAAAUGAUAAAAAUAGUAUGAUCUCUGGAGAGAGAGGUUUACCUCUCAAGACACCUACUAGUACAAAGAAUGAAUUGCCACAGAACAAAGAUCCUACGGUUUCCAAUUCAGCUUCUUCCACAUCAUCGCUUGGUCUAUAUGCCAAAAACAUCAUUAAAAAGAAGGGAGAAGUUGUGGUUUCUUGGACAAGAAAUGAUGACCGAGAAAUUCUACUGGAGUGUCAGAAAAAAGGACCAUCAGGAAAAACAUUUGCUUCCAUAGCUGCUAGGUUGAACAAAAGCCCAAAUCAGGUUUCUGAAAGAUUCAAGCAGUUAAUGAAGCUGUUCAAAAAGUCAACAUACAAGUAAUUAAUAAGGAAGCUGCUCUUGUCGUACAGGGUUUAGCUGUCAUCAGCAAUGAUGAACUGCACAAGUACACACACAUUGUGGUACCACUGGAGGUAUCCAAGUCAGAAUACAGAGUUCAUUAAACUGUUAACUGUUUGUGUAAACUAUCUUUUUUACAUACUGUUGAAAUGUUUUAUUAUAUCUCAAUAAGCAAUAGUUUCCAUUCUUUUAGUUUCUCAAUAGAUGGGGGGGAACUAAAACAAACUAAGCUGGUUGAAGAAAAAAAUACAUGUACAAAUGUAGCAGCGUCAGUUUAAGAUGAUGGAGAUUCCUGUCAUUGAAACUUGUUACAUAACCACGAAAACUUGUGCGGUCAAAUGAAAGUAAUGAUACUGGUUUACACCUGGUAAAAUUUUCUGUAUGACAGCAUGGAACAUGGUUUUUAAAAACCUGAAGGACUGCUUGGAGCCUACUUUUCAAGAAAUCUGCCCUCAACUAGCAAAUGACAAAUGUGCCAAGUUACAUCUGUUAGAAGCAUCAAAAUACUGUCAAAUGUUUGUUAGGACAUUGUGCUUUUCCCUUUUAAAAUAAUGCAGUUUUAUCAUAGCAAUAUUGCUAAAUAUAGUUGCUCAAAUACCUGGAUUUCACAUUAAGAGACAUACUUUCUAAUUAACUUCUGAAAAAUGCUCAUUAACAUAGUCCCUUCCUCAGACUUUUUGGAUCAAAUUGAAUGUGCAUUACUUAAUGACUUAAGUGGUUUAGAAACAGACUUGUACAAUUACCUAUAAAGUGUGAUUUCAUAUUUACUGACUAGGGGGGGAAGCCCAUUCCCCAAACAGCAAUUAAAAAGCAAACACAUUUAAAAUAUUUUGACAGCACUGGGUCCAUUUUUCAAAGUUACUUCUUAGCAUAAAAUGUCUAAUUGUGUGUGUUGUCAUUCUUAAAAUCUCAACAUUUCAGUUUUAUUGGUUUAUGAUAUUUACAGUUUACUUUAGCUUCUAUCUUCCCCCUACACCCCCUCAAAAAUAAUCAGUGAAAACUUAUUAAGCUACCAGUACAUCUUUCUUUUCCUCUGCCACCAAAUCCAUAUGGACAGGAAGUAAUGUACUGGAGGUGAAAGUCUGCUGGACUGUUUAAAUUAUUCCUUGAUAGGCCUUUUUUUUUAUUAAGCCUUCAGGUGUUACCUGUGGAGUCAUGAGUGCUGUAUUGACAGAAAGCAUGUAAUCUAUGUUUUAGAUGACAGUUGUGACAAAGUUAACUAUAAGGAAUUAUUUAAACAUAGGUUGUGAUGUCUCCUUCAGUCUUACUUGCUUCUAAAAUUGUAUCGCUUUUGAUUUAUCAAAUUUUUGUCUUUGAGGCAUGCAAGCAAUACCUAAUGAUGUUUUAAUAGGAGAUGGCCCCUGUUACGCCCUAAAAACUAUUUGUGGCAGUUGUUUAACCUGUUGGAGAUUAAA